ACGUGUGGCGUAGGAAUUUCACAGCAACUAUCACUGUCAUACAACUCCAGUGACACUUUCGGCUAUUUUCGCUUGUAUACUGAGACUGACAGCACACGAUGGCACAAGGGGACCCUAGAAAAUGGCAUUUACCAGGUUGGAGAAUAGAACAACGCUAUUCACAAGGGGUCCUCAUCGGAAACUGGUCAGAAGAGCGCAAUGUGUUUAAGAAUGGAAAUACCCCACACAACAGCACUCACAGAAUCGACUUCAGAAACUUUGGAAGUCAUCGUCCAGAUGUUGUCAUAAGGCGCUCUGCUCUUUUGAAAAAUGAUGGAAUCGGUCAGCAAAACUUGUUUUAUCACCAUGGCAACCGCUACUCCAACAACAUGGUUUCUUGGUAUGAUGAGCACUACAAUGGGAGAUGGAGGGAAAAUACUCUCCCUGACCUGAGAAACUGGAACAGCCAUGAACUCUCAUGGGCACCGGAGAAGUCGGAUUAUCCUCUACAAGGAGCUUCCACCAACUAUGGCUUGUAUCAGAAACUUCAAAAUCGCUGGAGUGACCAAAUUGCUGACGAAACACGAGGGGAUUUCACCUCAACUUACACAUCCGCGUACAACCCCAGAUCAGCAAGCGGACUGGUGACAACAAGAUUUGCCAACCCACGCGAGAACUCCACAACUCUCCACAAGUACAAUCACACUAACAAGGACCUAGGCUUGAGACAAGUUUCAUCUUUGAAGUCUCCGGAGAAACUUCCCAGUGAUAUACCACUGGUCUCAUGUUGAAAGAAAAACAUGUGUGUUGGCAUUUGAAUUCGUUCAGAUGACCUCUGUCUCAAAAUCACUAUAUCUAGUCUCAUGUCUGUACAUUUUGUGAAGUAUUCCCAUAUGUUUUUUACAAUCAAAGAUCUAUGUCAUAAAGGAUUAACAUAAUGGUUAUUAUGUGGAAACCAAUAACUAACAGUAUUACAUAAAUUUACAAUGUUUCAUAUAUUUUAUAUAUGAACUGUUCAAAUCAAAACAGUUAAACUAUAGGCUACAUAUUUAGACAUCCCUUGUAGCAUUGAUCCAAUUCUUCAAGUACUAAUAUUUGUUUUUCUCAGAUUAUUUGAUUUUGCGGAAUUCCAUUUUAUUCUUAAGUUGAUGUAUGUGCACAUUGUUAAUUAUGUUACUAGAUAUUUAAAAUAGCUGCACAGCAUUAGAUAUCUCCCUAAUGUUAUAAUGACCUAGCUGAACGGUAAUUUGAAGGUUUACCAAUCCCGAUCACCAAUUCUUGAAUAAUCAAAAUACCAAAUGUUUUAACUUGAGUUUUAGCUGACACAAGCACUUUUAGUUAUGAUUUGCUGUGUUUAUGUCUGUCAGACAAUACAUCAAAUUAACAAGUCAACUGUGCUUAUCUCAAAUUCAAUUUGUUGAGUUUAUGAUCUGUUGUUACUGAAUCAAUAUUUGGUUCCCUCAAAAGCUACAGUGUUAUAUAUGUUAUGUUACAUAGACACUGACUCUCUCUAAAAUUGAAUGGUCUUAUUUUCUCCAAAAAUCCUCAGUUUAUCUUGAUUUUAUUGCGAUAACUAAAAUCUUUGCUCAAUGCAAGAUCCAUAACUUGUCUCCAUUCCAUAUUUUAAUUUAUGUUCUCAAAACCAAAUAACCUAUUGUGUUGUUUUAUAGAAAAAAAACUUCAUUAUUCCAACCCCUUUUAUCCGGACACUCCGCACUCCGGACAAGUACUGCUUGAAGCUUGCAUAUAUACAAGGGAAUAACACUCUGUACCCUUGUUUCAUUUAUCCAGAGUUUGUAAAUCUGUAUGAUUUCACUUGGAACAUGUCUGUAUAAACCGGGUUUCACUGUACACAUAUUUGCUCAAUGGAUUCAAAUGUUGUUAGCAUAAUACCUCUCCGGCUCUAAUCAGAAUGCUUAUAUCAAAAUAUCCUCUGAUAUGCACUACUCCAAUGAAGAUAAAGAAUCCUGAUUCUUUCAUAUUACUAUAGUUAAUCUGUCGCGGCAUGACAGAUGAACUAAAAUAAUAUGUAAGAACCAUGUGUUCUUUAACUUCUUUUGAGUACCGGUAGUAUAUGUUUCCGGUACUUACAACAGCACCAAAUGACAUGCUUUAGGGUAAUUAGCUCACACAGUAUUAACACAGUAUUAUUGAAUCAUAUUUUUGAAUGAAGUGGCAGUAUUCAGUAUUAUGAAUUACCAUAACCUUGGAUAUAUAGUAUUUUGCACUUUUACUGUUUGUUUUCAUAUAUUAUGUAUAUACAGGUAUUUACAAACAUUAACAUCUAUUCAGUAUUAACUGUUGUUGAUUUGCUACACCCACUGGCUUUAUCUGUGAUAUUUUUGUAUUUACAAUAUAUGGUUUAUGGUAUUUAACAGUCUCAUCAAGUUUGUGAUGUGAAUUUUAUUCAUUUAUAAGCAACUUACAAUGUCAAUGUUGUCUGCGGUAGUUAACAUAGCAGUAUUGUAAACUACUUAAAAGGAUUUAAGGAACACCUGAUUUGUUCAUGUCAUGUCAUGACGGAAGCACUCUAGUCAUGAGAAGAAAUAGGGUGUUCCUUAACUUCUCUUGAGUAGCAUAUGAUGCCAGUCCUAUCAAUGUUUAACUGGCUUCUCUCUGUCUUGUUCAUAUUGCCAAAAUGUCCUAUUUUGUUUAUUAUAUCUGAACUUGUAUGAAUUCAGACAUUUAUGACAUGCACGAUUCUCUAAGUUAAUCAAAAGCUGGAAAUGUGAUAUGAGAAUAUGUAUUUGAAUAAAUCAACAUGGUGAAUUAAUGGUAAAGGGGAAACACAUGUGUAUCACCUGACCUGUCAAUCCCGCAGAUAACUAAUGUGUCAAGUAUUAUAUAUAUAACAUGUAUUAUAUCAAGUAUUAUAUAACAUGUAAUAUAUCAUGUAUCAUGGAUCUAAUUGGGCAGAGGGAUCUUAGUGCUCCAACAUAAAGCCAUGUUAUUGCAGGGGACUUGGACAAAUCUUUGCGCUAAGAUCUCUUGUACAUGUGGCUGAAGGCACUGCAUAGCUAAACAAACAGUAUUAUCAAUCACUUUUACACAUAUUUAUGGUGUUUGUAGACUAUUUGCAUUUCAAUACACAAUUUAUUUAUUAAAUAUUUGACCCCA
This is a messenger RNA of Haliotis rufescens (red abalone), 3096 nucleotides long. Its product is annotated as protein CFAP107-like. Lineage: Eukaryota; Metazoa; Mollusca; Gastropoda; Lepetellida; Haliotidae. The record is from RefSeq and is a predicted model, not a curated record. The coding region runs from base 99 to 770 and encodes 223 amino acids. The transcript is spliced from 3 exons.